AUGGUCUCAAUACUAACCAUACAAAUACAAUUAAGGCAUAACUUGAUCGGCAAACGGGACACAUGGCUGCAGAGGUAUGACUUCAUAGUGAUCGGCUCCGGGUCUGCCGGGGCUGUAGUCGCCCACAGACUCAGCGAAAACCCCACCACAACUGUCCUAUUACUGGAAGCCGGGGGUCCGCAGACCACAGCCACAGACAUACCGCACACAUGGCCUCAAUCGCUGGGCGGGGAUAUGGACUGGAAUUAUCGGACAGUUUCGCAGCCGACGGUCUGCGGGCCGGCCGGCGAUGGUAUACUACCGAUGCAUACGGGACGGGCAGUGGGCGGCACCACAACCAUCAACAGUAUGACUUACAACAGGGGUAAUCGGCGCGGGUAUGACCAGUGGGCGGACGAGUACGGGGCCCGGGGCUGGGCUUACGGCGAUGUUUUGCCCCAUUUUAUUGCGUACGAGAAUAAUAGCGACGCGACGAUUGUUGGCCAGAAUCCGGGAUUUCAUGGCCGACAGGGUUUGGUCCGCAUAUCGACGGAUAGCGAUCCGCAACCGAUUCUUCGGCUAAACAGUCAAUCCAUGAAUGACUGGGGCUUUGAGACCAUUGACUUGAAUGGCGCCAAACAGUUGGGAACAGCUAUACCGCAGAGGUUUAUCUCCGCCGACACCGGUAUGCGGUCGGGAACGGCAAACGGAUAUCUCGAUCCCAACCCCAGACCCGGGAAUCUGCAUAUUUUAACCGCCAGUUUUGCCACAAAGAUAUUGAUCCGUAAUAUGAGAGCAAUUGGUGUUCAGUUUCGCAAAGACAACGCCACCCAUGAAGUGAUGGCCAACAAUGAGAUCAUUAUAAGCGCUGGGGCCAUUAAUUCGCCACAACUUCUGAUGCUAUCAGGAAUCGGACCCAAAGAUCACUUAAACCAACACAACAUCGAAGUGGUAGCGGAUCUACCAGUGGGUGACAAUCUUCAGGACCACUUCAGUGUCGGACCCAUUCAUACGAUUAUCAACGCUAACACACCGGUCAAGGAUAUGCCGGACCUAUCUGUGGAUCAGUUGUACCACUUGUUUGUCCACAAUUCCGGGCCAUUGACUCGCUAUUCAAACACUUAUACUUAUAUCAACACAAUGUCUAAUGCGGACAAAGAGUGGCCAAACUCUUUGAUCACCGGAUUUGUAGCCGAAGUCAAACCCGAGUCAAACGAUACAUACCUUCAGCCAUAUAUCGGCCGCAAAUUGUUUGUAAUGUAUGGCCUAUUGUUUCGGCCCCGAAGUUCGGGUACCGUAAGGCUGGCCUCAGCUAAUCCUGAAGAUCACCCGUUAAUUGAUCCCAAAUAUCUAUCGCACCGCCAGGACUCGGAAGAUAUGGCGGAGACGUUGAGAUUUAUUUACUAUUAUUUAACGCAUUCAUCGCUCGACAAAUACGUCCAACUGAUCCCCGAAGCCAUUCCUCCGUGUCGUGGAAUGUGUUCAACAAAUCAACGCUAUUAUGAAUGCGACGAUUAUCUCAAGUGUUUGGUCAGACAUCGAGGGUCAUCGGUGUGGCAUCCGGUGGGCACGUGUCGUAUGGGAGGCCCCGAUAGGAGCGAUACUGUGGUAACGCCAGAGUUGUCGGUUCGGGGUGUGGGAGGGGUGCGGGUGUGCGACGCCUCAGUCAUGCCUCGCAUACCAAACGCCAACACAAACGCCGUCUCAAUAAUGAUCGGCGAAAAGUGUUCACAACUUAUUAAACAACACUUCAAUCUAUGA
Messenger RNA from Medioppia subpectinata, 1740 nucleotides. The record is from the annotation of a GenBank genome assembly. Lineage: Eukaryota; Metazoa; Arthropoda; Arachnida; Sarcoptiformes; Oppiidae.